AUGUCCUACAACAAUAUCUGCUACAACGUCACCGACAGACCUACGCCCGAUCCUCAUAUCCGCUAUGUCAACGGCAAAUUCUAUUUCAUGUUCACCGCCGACAAUCGAAUCCCCAUGUGGGAUGCCCGAUGCCUGAAUGACUUGGUACCUCCUUCAGGCACCGCUUGCUCUGCACAACUAUGGGCACCGGAACUACAUUGCAUGCGAGGACUCUGGUACAUAUAUUUCUCCGCGGCGGACACUAAAUUGGGCGACAAGUCGCAUCGAAUUUACGUGCUGAGAGGGCCUCCAGCGGAAAUGGAUCCUCAUGGAAACUCUUGGGAAUUCAUGGGGCCCGUCAGAGGAUUGGAUCAACGUCAAUUCGCAAUCGACAGUACCGUCAUCAUGAUCGACGGGAGGCACUAUUUGGUGUACUCGGCUCAAUCUCUUGAUCAGAUCGAGCACAAGGAGUCGGAGCCGGACCAACAGCUCUUUAUAGCGCCGCUGUUUGACCCAGUCACAGUCGCAUCUACUCCGGUGAUGAUUUGUCGGCCAGAUCGCCCUUUCGAGAGGUAUCGGGAUCGCGGAUUCGUCGAAGGCCCGCAGUGGCUUGAGUCACCAGAUUCCUUUUGGCAAGGAAUCGCCUACAGCUGCAGUGCCAACUGGACAAAGGAGUCCAAGAUAAACACACUUCGAUUUCUCGGAGGUAGUCCUCUCGAACCCCGCUCCUGGCAGAAGAGUGAUGUGCCACUGCUGCAAAGUGGAACUCACGGGCCGUAUGGGCCUGGGCUUGGCUGUUUCCUGAACUUCAAAGACUCGACCGUCGCCUUCUUUCACACCACCGACAACGAGAACGACGGAGCAAGCGGGAGGAAAUGCAAAAUGCAGCGUGUCCGAUGGACUGCUGGCGGUCCUUGUAUGGACCAGGUGGUAGGUCCGGUCACCCGGGAUGUGUCUCUCUUCACCAAAGCCAUGAAUGGAUUCAGCGCUGGCGUGGGCACCCAUGCUGGUCAGUCGAGUGAUCUCUUCGUCCCUAUGGACGUGGCACAAGCCUUGGACGAAGAAGGCAGUGCUGCACCUCGCAACACAUUUUUGAAUAUCCUUUAGUUUGUUUGUACAAUGACCUGGUCAGUGCGUGAAUCUCUGAUCAGCAGGCAGGGUUGGAUUGCGCAAGUGCGUUUUUGUUCAAGUGA
Messenger RNA from Dissoconium aciculare CBS 342.82, 1172 nucleotides. Its product is annotated as glycoside hydrolase family 43 protein. The record is from RefSeq and is a predicted model, not a curated record. Gene Ontology annotation, biological process: carbohydrate metabolic process. NCBI's taxonomy places the organism in Eukaryota, Fungi, Ascomycota, Dothideomycetes, Mycosphaerellales, Dissoconiaceae. Gene Ontology annotation, molecular function: hydrolase activity, hydrolyzing O-glycosyl compounds. The transcript has 2 exons. Bases 1 to 1086 code for a protein of 361 amino acids.